AUGGCUAAUCUAACAAAUGACACAUAUACAUCUUAUGGAAUCGGAAUGUCUUUUCACGACGAAAACACCUCAUUUGAAGAGACUAAUUUGGUCAAAAUAAUUUUAAGCGUCGUACUCAUUGCGUCCAUGACGUUAAGUUUGAUCGGCAAUUCUUGUACAUGCGCUGUCAUUGGCCGAGAGAGAUCAAUGCGAAUCCCAACGAAUUAUUACCUGCUGAACCUAGCUAUUACAGAUUUGAUGACAGCUCUGUUUAUUCCUAUUGAAAUUUACAUGCUUUGGGUUCAAGAUUAUUAUCCAUUGGGCGAUGAAGGUUGCAGAAUGCAUUUUCUUAUUUGGGAUGUCCUAAGUAACUGCAGUGUAUUAACUAUUUUAGCUUUCACCGUAGAACGUUACCUCGUUAUAUCCAAGCCAUUCUUAAGACAGAGAUUAGCCUUAAAUUCUCGCGUUUUUAAGAUAAUCACUGCAGUGUGGAUAAUAGCCUGCAUUUUUUCAAUACCCAACGGCAUUUACGCAUAUUUGGUAGAGAAAAAAGAAAAUAUUUACUGUUGUCUUACAGUAAAGGACAAUGAUAAAAUAUACUUCAUAGCCGUCGAACUCAUAGUAUUUUUCGUUGUACCAAUGACGGUCAUAUUUGUUCUCUAUGUGUUGAUAGCAUUGAAUUUAAAAUCCAAAAGGUCGCAAACACCGCAUCCCGCGCUUGGUAAACAAAACAAGAAUAAAGCUGUCAAAAUGUUAGCGGCUGUGGCAGCUUCGUUCUUUAUUUGUUGGUCACCUUACACUGUUCUCCGUCUCAUAAUCCUAAUGCCACGGCAAAAGUACAACGAUUACUUUCAGCUGGAGCGCAUUUUCCUUUACUUAAGCACGGUAAACAGCUACCUGUCGACAGCCGUCAAUCCCAUACUCUACAGCCUAAUGUCGCGGAAGUUUCGACAUGCUUUCAAAGAUUUGUUAAAGGCGAGAACGCAAACCCGUAACCAUCGCAAACGGCAACGAUGCAACAAUUUACAACUACAACCUGUAUUAAAACCUCAUUAUAUAUAAUGAAAAUUUCAAAUGGACGGACUCACAUAAUGUCGUAUUUUGACAAGAACUUCGUUACACACUCGGUCAAUGUAUACCUCGUGCGGUAUGAUUAAGUUGUAUUGGAUUACGAAAAUAAGUUAUAAAUUCAUAAUAAUAGGACGUUACGGUUUCUCUUAGAGCGGUUAAACAGAAACAGACAGAAAUUUCAUAGAAUUAUUGGCUGGUAUUGUAA
Molecule: messenger RNA, 1255 nt
Organism: Pieris brassicae (large cabbage white)
Lineage: Eukaryota; Metazoa; Arthropoda; Insecta; Lepidoptera; Pieridae
Gene: NGR-A2
Product: neuropeptides capa receptor-like
Exons: 4
Coding region: 1-1041 (346 amino acids)
Biological process (GO): neuropeptide signaling pathway
Cellular component (GO): plasma membrane
Molecular function (GO): neuromedin U receptor activity
Source: RefSeq, a predicted model, not a curated record